Diceros bicornis minor is the source of this 610-nucleotide messenger RNA. RefSeq names its product interferon alpha-inducible protein 27, mitochondrial-like. Gene Ontology annotation, biological process: apoptotic signaling pathway. Lineage: Eukaryota; Metazoa; Chordata; Mammalia; Perissodactyla; Rhinocerotidae. The coding region runs from base 218 to 610 and encodes 130 amino acids. Gene Ontology annotation, cellular component: mitochondrion; membrane. The transcript is spliced from 6 exons. The record is from RefSeq and is a predicted model, not a curated record.
GCGUCCUUCUCUGUCUUGUUCAAAUCUUCCCACUGCUACAGCAAUUAGGAAAAGCACAACGGAUCUGAAGCCAGGCAACCAGCACCUGCGACUCUCCGGGCUGCGCUUCAUUCGGGGUGGACCUGCUCUAAGCGUCCAGAGUCAGGUUCUGCAGCAUCACGUCCAAAGCCAAGACCACAGGAUCUGGCUCCAGUGGGUGCCCGCGACCUUCUGCGCCAUGGAAUUAGCCCAGGCGGGCAUCUUAGCCUCUUCCCUGGCCUCCAGGAUAGUGUCAGCAGCGAGCCUGGCCACAGCGGGCGGGGCGGCCUGUGGCAGUGUCCUGGCUGGACUUCCAUCAGUGGCCAAGACUGCUGCAGCUGUGAUUGGAGGAGCCGUGACCGUGGGGGCUGUACCCGUGGCACUGGGCGCCAUAGGCUUCACCGGGGCAGGAAUCGCCGCUGGCUCCAUAGCAGCCAAGAUGAUGUCCGCAGCCGCCAUCGCCAACGGGGGCGGAGUUGCAGCCGGCAGCCUGGUGGCUACUCUGCAGUCGGUGGGAGCAGCUGGACUCUCCCUGUCGUCCAAAGUCAUCGUGGGCUCCGUUGGGUCUGCUCUGGCCACCGUGGUGCUGUAA